This is a messenger RNA of Osmia bicornis bicornis, 2579 nucleotides long. RefSeq lists its product as uncharacterized. The coding region runs from base 1433 to 2131 and encodes 232 amino acids. NCBI's taxonomy places the organism in Eukaryota, Metazoa, Arthropoda, Insecta, Hymenoptera, Megachilidae. The transcript is spliced from 4 exons. The record is from RefSeq and is a predicted model, not a curated record.
UCUCUUACACUUCUUCUCCUUAACUAAAGGAAGUGUAAGUUUGCACGCGAUCGUACCUUCUGGUCUGGGACACGGUACUUACAUAAGUCUGUGAGAAACUUAUCAUCAGUAUGCCUGAAUGUGAGAAAAUGCAACGUUUAGCAGCGCCACACUUAUUCUAUGUAGUUGUGGACACCGAUUGCAUUAUACACGCCUCGUGGAAAAAAUGGACUUAUGCAUGUACAAGAAGAUGGUACGGUACCGUGAUUAUAUGAUGAUUGUUUAAUAUCAAAUAUUCCUUUUCUCUCCUUGCCCUUUUGUAGAUUGCCUAAUUACUGAGAAUAGUCCUUUAUCUCUUACUAGCAGUCUGUAAUUAUGGUCAAGCUCAUAAUUCUUAAUCCUUGGACAGUCACACAGGGCAGAUUCUAGGGCAAACUUGAGUCAACAUUAAGGGGCCCAAAAAAUUAGUUUUUAAAUUAUUGCAAUUUAUAGUUUUAUUAAAUUUUUUAAUACAUUCGUUAUCACGUGCUAGAUCGAUGCCAAAUGUCCGAUCACGCGAUAUCACGUGUUUUAUCGUUAAUUCUUGAACAUUGUGGCACACAGCGACCGACCCACUUCUCAUACCCUGUCGGUGAACAUGCUGACUCAAUUUAAUUAAUAAGAUGACAGUAGUAAAUCAUAUUUCUCAAAUUGUAACAUCAAGUCCAAUCAUCCAUAGAUUUCUAUGCAUUAUGGGAAACUGGGACAAGCUUGCCCCGAAUGUCCGAUUAUUUUCCAUAAAAGGUAGAACAAUGAAGCUAAUCUGAAUAAGGAGUUGCAGUGCAAUUGACAUUGAUUACCACCUAUUCCUGUCAGUAUCUUCGAUUACCACGGUGAAAGUUAACACGUGAUGCAUUCUCAAGGUUAUCCAUGAAGAAGCAACAAGAUGCAGAUUAUCAUUUCAAUUUGAAAUUUGAGUAUUACCGUUUGACGCGGGGAAUGACCCUACGAGGCUAUCUCUAAUUAAAUCAAACUUUCUACCUUACAAAAUUAAUUAUAUUUAAAAUUUUUUUUUAAUUCCUCUCAUUUUUCUCUUGUGAUACGGAUCAUCAUUGACCCCCAUGACGACGUUCAACACGUUUAAUCAAAUGUGUAAAAGUGAACUGAGAAAUUGUUUUCAAAUUUGCGUUGAAGAAAUAUAAGCAUGCAAGGUUCCGGUAAAACUGAAAUAAUUAUAAAUCAGAGUUGUUAAAUCAAUUUGUGACUAAGGUCACAAGUAAAGAAGAGUCUAGAUGAGUCCUUGUAACUUAGGGUGGGAUGAGUUUCUGUCAUGGUGGGGACUAUUUCUAUAUAAUCGUCAGCGAGGUGCCCGUCUCUCCAUAAUCCUAUCAGUGACCACGUUUCUUUAAACGGCGACCUCUUCGUUCACCUCGGUGUUUAUUAAGAGAAAGGCGAAAGAAACAAGUGAGACAAGAUGAUUUUGGUGCCUCUGGCCGUGGUAUUGUUCACGGCAUUCGUAAACGCUCAGCCAGCAAUAAAUGAAAUUCGGCCGCAAUCUAAUCGACCAGGAAGAUUCCUUUCUCUUCCUAUACCGCAGAAAUGUGCAAAUCGACCAAAGGAAUUCAACUAUAGAGGUCACCAUUAUUUCUACAGUGGACAUGUUCCAGCCCAUGCUAAUCAGAGGGUGGAUUGGUUAGAUGCAAGAAACAUUUGCAGAGAAUACUGUAUGGAUCUUAUAUCACUGGAGACCCAGGAUGAGAACAACUUAAUUUUCAGACUUAUUCAACAAAAUGAUGUUCCUUACAUUUGGACAUCCGGCCGGCUGUGCGAUUUCAAAGGUUGUGAAAAUCGCCGCGACCUCGAGCCCAAAGCUCUCUAUGGAUGGUUCUGGUCCGCGAACAGGAAGAAGAUGGCACCAACUCACCAGAAUCCCGAUGGUUGGAGCUUCAAUCCAUGGUCGCAAACCGGUCACAAGAAAGCCAGACAACCAGACAAUGCUGAGUUCGACAUAAAUGGCACCAACGAAUCUUGCAUGUCUGUCCUUAAUAACGUGUACAAAGAUGGAAUUAGCUGGCACGAUGUAGCCUGCUAUCAUCAGAAACCAUUCGUCUGCGAGGAUUCUGAAGAACUUUUGAAUUAUGUUGCCAGCACCAAUCCUGGCUUACGUCUCUAAAGACAUGGUAGAUAAAUAAUCUGCGUCAUCGGCACUUGUCCUAUCUGUUUCUAUUGCAGUUCAGACGAGAUGCGAGUCAAAUAAGAAAACAAGAAAACAAGAAAAAGAAAAACACUGAUCUAAAUUUGUUCCUAUUAUUUAAAUGUAAAUUGGUUCCUUAAAAUUAUUAAGUGCAGAAAAGAGAAUAAAAUUAUAUUUCUAAUAUCUAAAAAGAAAAAAAAGAACAUUAUGAGAUACCUGUAAUAAAACUAUUCAUUAAUUGGUUUUAUUGGAACGUGUCUCGUCGCUGCACUCUACCUGCACUCAUUUUUAAAAAGAAAAACAGAAUUUAAUAAUGUUUCCAACAUUUCAAUUAAAUUAGUAAUCAGCAAUGUAAACAUAUUUAUUAGUAGAGGUUUGGAAAAUAAAUUCUGUACAUUUUUUAAUAAACUUUAACUUUAGGUACUAA